This is a messenger RNA of Colletotrichum phormii, 648 nucleotides long. RefSeq lists its product as uncharacterized. The coding region runs from base 124 to 585 and encodes 153 amino acids. The record is from RefSeq and is a predicted model, not a curated record. NCBI's taxonomy places the organism in Eukaryota, Fungi, Ascomycota, Sordariomycetes, Glomerellales, Glomerellaceae. The transcript has 2 exons.
AGAGAGAGAGAGAGCCACAUAUGUCUCUGUGCACCAGCACAGCCCGUUACAGCUACAAAAAAAAAACCUCAACAAACAAUACCCUCCGUCCCGUCGUCCAAAAUUAAAUCCCCAAACACCGUCAUGACGGCCGGCCCCAUCCUUUGCGUCUCCCCGUAUGCCUGGGUCCUGUCCUCCGUGUCGCCGUGCUCCAUGCUCCAUGCUCGUCUGGUCCGCCCGGUCUGUGUGCGUGCACCCGUGUUGCCCUUGAGGAGAAAGUGCCCGUCAUACGGACACUGCAACUCGGACGGCCAAGCACAACACACACGUCUGUCACUGCUGCUCAGCUUUCUCACCGUCUGCUCAUCGCUGAGUGCUGAGGUGUGGCCUGGCUUCCAUUGCUCACCGGGCUUGUCGGAGAUACCCCGUCGAUCCGUUCUACCGUUUCCACCUCCCUUCCCACCCAAAUGUUUCACGACUCAGAUGUCCAAAAGUCAUCGGCCGCCAAGUCCCCUCCUGAAUCAACUUGUGUCGGCACCAUGGCUAUUCUACAACCAUCCCAUCUUUCUCAAGCAUUCCAGCUCUCAGCCAAGCCAACCGGAAUAGACCACUCACAUCAGCCCUCGCCAACACGCCUUCGAGAUUUGCUCAAGGCUUAUCCUUGCGGUU